Molecule: messenger RNA, 1448 nt
Organism: Cornus florida
Lineage: Eukaryota; Viridiplantae; Streptophyta; Magnoliopsida; Cornales; Cornaceae
Product: vacuolar-sorting protein BRO1-like
Exons: 5
Coding region: 1-621 (206 amino acids)
Biological process (GO): protein transport to vacuole involved in ubiquitin-dependent protein catabolic process via the multivesicular body sorting pathway
Cellular component (GO): endosome
Molecular function (GO): protein binding
Source: RefSeq, a predicted model, not a curated record
AUGGACUUAUCUGAUUCAAUUCUUGCUUUGGAAGGGAACUUCACCCUUCCAACAACUCUUAAAGAAGAUGUUGAGGCAGUGCAAAUUUGUGGGGGCCUAUCUGGCUUGGAAGCUGAGCUGCAGCAAGUUAGAGAUUUGAAGAGGGUGAAUCAGGAAUUGCUGGUCCAGACGGAGGAACUCUUGCAGAAAGAAGCGAGAGAAGAUGCUCAGCUUAGGAGCCAAUUUGGUACACGGUGGACUAGGCCACAGUCCAGUACUUCAACAAAGAACUUGCAGGAUAGGUUAAAUAGAUUUGCAGCAAAUUUGAAGCAAGCUGCAGAAAGUGAUGCCCGUAUUGAGCGUUCAGUGAGAGAUCAUACAGCUCUCAUGUCAAUCCUUGAUCGCCGUCGGGAUGAUAUCUUGCCAAAGUUGAUGACUUCCACGGGCUCUUAUGAGGAUCUUUUUAGAAAGGAGAUAGCGAAGUAUGAUCACAUUUGCGAAGAAAUUGGGCAGAAUAUUGAGGCACAAGAACAAUUAUUGAUACAAAUUCAGGCUCAAAAGACGACUUUGCUGCUAUAUUCAAUCUUGAAGAUUAUAAAGCAUCUCGAGAGAAGAGCUACUAGCAGAUCGAAGCUGCCAUAGCUAAGUUCUGCGAAAUUUAAGAGAACAUCAGUGAGGGACUGAAGUUCUAUGUUACUCUUCAGGACUUUUUAACGAUGUCAUUAAACAUGAAUUGAUUUACAUUUGCCUUUGUCAAACAAGAUGCCAUCACAAACGUAAAGCAGCAGUGCAGUGAUUUUGUAAUGACCAGAAGCAUACAGGCCUCAAUUUCCAGGAUGGUAAGAACACAGGUGCUUACAACUACCCUACAGCUGGACAGCCUUAUCAAAAUCAAAGAUCCAAUUCCCAACAGCAAACCGACACAGGAACGUGCCGCCUCCUCUUCCCCAAGCACCACCACCUUACUACCAGCCCACCGAGCAGCCAACAAUGCCUGGAUAUGCUCACCCCCCUCCCACUUAUGGCUCUUCACAGCCCCCGCCGCCUCCUUAACAUGUGCCAGCUGCAGGUCCUCCGUAUCCACCACCGCAGCACCAACAGCAACCAGCAGUCGGCCAUGAGUACAGCCAACCUGCUUAUCUUGGGUGGCGUGGUCCAUACUACAAUACGCAGCCACAGUAACCCAGAUCUUUUCCUCGACCUCCUUACAACGUUCCUUCUGCAUAUCCUCCUUCCCACCAGAGUGGCUACUUUAAACAAUAGUCGGUCGAUCCAAUGUCUGUUAUUCGACGUAUAGUUUGACGGUAUAUGUUGUUGCCAGAUAUCAUUCUAUGGUCUCUGUAGGAUUGAUUGGAUUAAGCUAGAUUUCUUCUCACACAUGGCUGUCCACUGGUUUGCGUAAGAUGUUGUACGGGGAUUGAAUCUUCAUGUUCAAAGUAUAUUUGUAUUAUAGGUUGUUGCUUUUCCUA